CGUGGUUCCAUCUUCUCGGACAGGCUUUCCGCCCUCUCUUCUCAAUCCCAGCUCCAGAUCCACUUUCUCACGAGAUUGACUGUUCCAGCCUCGCCAAUUUGGCUAAACUGUCCUUCUUGGUGCACUUCACGGGCAGAAGUCAUUGCCAGCCUUCCUUCUUUUCUCUUCGCGCGCCAAUUAACGCAGCACCAGAUUCUUGGUUCGGUUCUUUUUUUUUUCUUCUUCCUCGAGCGCCGUUACCGCCGCUUCCGAUCUUUCCGCUCUUUUCCCACCGCACAUUGAGUCACGGAAGCGCGCCGAUCUUCGCAGACCCGCCGUGCUUUUCGGACAACAGUGUCAACGGUGCGGCGACAUCUCUCUCUCCUUAACUAGACUGCGCGCAACCGCAGGUUCCGGAAAUCCACCAUGUCCAAGGCCGCAACUGUCAAGGAGGCCGUGAAGGAGACGCUCGUCGGCUCGAAAGAGCCCGAGAAGUUUUCGGCGCAGACAAGGGCGCGCUUCAACCGCCAUGCUGUGAAGGACCCCGAGACCGGAGAAUUGUAUCUCGGCCCGGAGCAAUUCAUCGACGCUAUUGCCCCGCCGCAUGAAGACUACCACAAGAUCAAGCGGGAACAAUACUCGAUCCUGUUCCAUGUUGCCGACCGAACAAACAAGGGCAGGCUGUCGCUCGCCGACUACGGGUACUUCGAGAACCUCCUCAGCAAGCCCGAUGCCGAAUAUGAGAUCGCGUUCCGCCUCUUUGACGUCGAGCGCCUGGGCACCGUGAAGUACGAAGACUUCCGGCGGCUUUACGAACUGAACAAGGGACCCGACAGCAUCCCGUUCGACUGGGACUGCGAGUGGGCAAAACUGUACAUCGGCAGCAAGUCGAACAGGCACAGCUUGAACUACCAGCAAUUCUCACAGAUGCUCCGCGGCUUGCAGGGCGAGCGCGUUCGACAAGCUUUCCAGCGCUUCGACACGGACGGCGACGGGUUCAUUGAGCCGGAAGAGUUUGCGACUAUCAUCCAGCAGACGGCCAGGCAUAAGCUGUCGGACCACCUGCUCGAGAACCUGCACACGCUGUGCAACAUUUCCCAGGGCAGCAAGGUGUCGUACGCCAAUGUCCGAGCGUUCCUGAACAUGAUCAAUGAGAUGGAUCUGGUCGAGCUCAUCGUCCGGCGCGCCUGCUCCAACAGCAAGGACGGCCGCAUCACGAGAACCGAGUUCCUCAACCAGGCUGCUAAAAUCACCCGCUUCUCCCUCUUCACCCCGAUGGAGGCCGAUAUCCUGUUCCACUUUGCCAGCCUGGAUGAGCCGUCGGGAAGACUGGGACUCAAGGACUUCACCAAGGUGUUGGAUGCAGCGUGGCGGCGGCGCGACGAGGAGGACGACGGCCGCGUCGUUCCUGAGGCUCGGUCCACUGGUCAGAAUGUCUUGGCGCAGACCAUGGAGUCGGCGUACAACUUCGCUCUCGGCAGUCUGGCUGGUGCUUUCGGUGCCUUCAUGGUGUACCCGAUCGAUUUGGUCAAGACUCGGAUGCAGAACCAGCGCGGUGCCGAUCCGGGCCAGCGCCUGUACAAGAACUCGAUCGACUGCUUCAAGAAGGUGGUCCGCAACGAAGGUUUCAGAGGCCUGUAUUCGGGUGUCCUCCCCCAGCUUGUCGGUGUCGCGCCAGAGAAAGCCAUCAAGCUUACCGUGAACGACCUUGUCCGCGGGUGGUUCACCGAUAAGCAGGGCAAGAUCCACUGGGGCGCCGAGGUGCUCGCUGGUGGCGCCGCCGGUGGUUGCCAAGUGGUGUUCACCAACCCCCUCGAAAUUGUCAAGAUUCGCCUCCAGGUGCAGGGAGAGGUGGCCAAGAGUGUGGAGGGCGCGCCGAAGCGGUCGGCCAUGUGGAUCGUGCGCAACCUCGGCCUGGUCGGCCUUUACAAGGGCGCGUCGGCAUGUCUGCUCCGAGAUGUGCCGUUUUCGGCCAUCUACUUCCCGACCUACUCCCACCUGAAGCGGGACGUCUUUGGGGAGUCGUCGACCAAGAAGCUCGGCGUCCUCCAGCUCCUCACGGCUGGUGCCAUUGCCGGCAUGCCCGCGGCAUACCUGACCACGCCGUGCGACGUCAUCAAGACCCGUCUUCAAGUCGAAGCGCGUAAGGGCGACACCACCUAUACGGGACUGCGGCACGCGGCCAAGACGAUCUGGAAGGAGGAGGGCUUCCGUGCCUUCUUCAAGGGCGGGCCCGCUCGUAUCUUCCGUUCGUCGCCGCAGUUCGGCUUCACGCUGGCCGCCUAUGAGCUGCUGCAGAGCGUGCUCCCGUUCCCGGGCAAGCAGUCCGAGGCCAAGGUGGCAGCGGGCGUCGCGGAGGCGAUGUCGAAUCUCAAGGAAAAGGCCGUCGACAGCCCGUUCUACCGGUCCCGCAACGCUCUCAAGAUCCUGCUCGACUUGGACGAGCACUUUGGCCGCACACCGCUGGGGCCCAAUUCACGCGGCUGGAAAUCGCUGCCGGGGUGGAUGAACGCAAAGACGGCGUAGGAGGACAGUAGUAUUAAUACCCGGGUUGGUGGUGGCAACACACGAGGGUCGCACGCACGGAGCUCGGCCGGCCGGAUGAGCGGCUUCGGUACCU
This is a messenger RNA of Thermothelomyces thermophilus ATCC 42464, 2599 nucleotides long. RefSeq lists its product as uncharacterized. The record is from RefSeq and is a predicted model, not a curated record. The transcript has 3 exons. Lineage: Eukaryota; Fungi; Ascomycota; Sordariomycetes; Sordariales; Chaetomiaceae. The coding region runs from base 406 to 2505 and encodes 699 amino acids. Gene Ontology annotation, biological process: L-glutamate transmembrane transport; aspartate transmembrane transport; malate-aspartate shuttle. Gene Ontology annotation, molecular function: L-glutamate transmembrane transporter activity; calcium ion binding; L-aspartate transmembrane transporter activity.